Messenger RNA from Suillus subaureus, 1433 nucleotides. RefSeq lists its product as uncharacterized. The transcript has 3 exons. Lineage: Eukaryota; Fungi; Basidiomycota; Agaricomycetes; Boletales; Suillaceae. The coding region runs from base 153 to 1166 and encodes 337 amino acids. The record is from RefSeq and is a predicted model, not a curated record. Gene Ontology annotation, biological process: mitotic G2 DNA damage checkpoint signaling; mitotic DNA replication checkpoint signaling; DNA replication initiation.
UUAGUGGGAGCAAACUCUACCAGAACGAACCUGAUGAGACAUUGCGCGUCAAAUAUCGCACAGAAUGUUGGCUCGAACACUCGGUCUUCCAAGAGCGAAUAUGUGGGCCGCAAGAAAAUAUAUCAUUCAGGCCUCUUAGCCUCCCCUGUCCAAUGUCUGACACCGAACAAAUUAUUCUCAGCCUUUCUGGACUUGAUCAGUCUGAGUUAUGCUGGACGAAGCGUCUGCUGCGGGCAUUGGGCAUAACACUUGCUCAGGUAUUCUCCCGACGUUCGACGCACCUACUUUGUCCGAGUGGUUGUGGUGCCAAGUAUGACAAGGCAAAAGAGUGGAACAUCCCCGUCGUGGGCAUGGCAUGGUUGGAGGAUAUGGCGACGGAGGGUAAAGUACCUGACAUCAGCGAAUAUCUCAUUGGCGACGUUGGCAACCGAGUGGCAAAGGGUAAGGCGAAGGAUAUGCAGAUGGUGGACACUACCAAUGUUAAAAGCAAGCCCGUCCCUCCGUUUUUCGUAAAGAAGCCAAAUCUCUUGCAAGAUCUCCGAACGCCUACUCUCCCUGACAUCGAGCAUGCCCCUCCGGCCACGUUCUUCGGCGAAUCAAAUGGCUCGCUUGACGAUGCUCUGCCACAAUGUGAGCCCGACGAUGGGGCGCGGUUCUCAUCUUCUCCGCCUCCUCUGCCACCGCAGAGUAGCUCACCCCCACUUGAAUAUGUCACUCUGCCCCCUGCACGCCGAAGACCUCGAUUACCAUCUGAAGACUUCAAUCCUCCGGUCCCCUCCCUGGAUACUAACGGACGCAUACCCUCCUCCACUUCACCCUCGCCAAUGAAGCUCCCCCCAAGCUCAGAUGCGCGGCUGACGUGCGAACCCUCACCAGUGCGAGUGCCUCAUCCAAGAGACGUUGCCCGCGAGCUACAAGAAAGCCUGACAACGCUGCUUGGGAAGAGGCAGGUAUCAGAAGAUGAUGUUAUGCGCCCGGAACAACGGAAGGGCAAACGGCCGCGCCCACUGCCGCGCCCCAAGGUUCGUUGGCAGUCUAUAGAAUUCUUUUGUUUUUCAUUCAUUAUUUGUAGGUGCAAUCUCGGCAAGAAUCACGCGAGACCAUCACUAGGGAACCUUCGACACGACUUGUACCACUUCCGCAGCCCAUGUAUUAUGACGCGAUGAGCCUGCUGGACGGGAGCGUGCGUCCGAGUGAGGAUAGUCUGCGCGUGACGUAUGAGGAUCCUGGGCAGGAGGCGGAGAAGCGGAAGCUGAUGGCUUUACUUGGGGAGGAGAAUGUGGGCAAGAAAGGCAGGAAGAAAAGCACGAGGAUAGCGGGCUGUUGAUGUGCGUUCGAGUGCCAGAUCUCUUGUAGUGUAUUAUUGUACUAUCUAGUCUGACCACACUGAAAGAUGGCAAAAGUCUACAGAAAAUGAUGGGCAUUAAUGGGGU